This is a messenger RNA of Cydia splendana, 2455 nucleotides long. It is a transcript of the gene Serinc, whose product is annotated as probable serine incorporator. The transcript has 12 exons. Bases 127 to 1497 code for a protein of 456 amino acids. Lineage: Eukaryota; Metazoa; Arthropoda; Insecta; Lepidoptera; Tortricidae. Gene Ontology annotation, cellular component: membrane. The record is from RefSeq and is a predicted model, not a curated record.
CAAUACUGAUUGUGAUUAGGUACUUUGCUUCAAGUUAUAGUUUAAAGUUAUAGCUGCAUUAUUUGCCGUUUUCGAUGCUAUCUAUCUAGUUAAAGCCGAUUGGUAUAAUCAUAAAAAAACUGCAAAAUGGGAGCCGUCUUGGGCCUUUGUUCGGCAGCGCAGCUCGCGUGCUGCUGCGGCAGCGCCGCGUGCUCACUGUGCUGCUCGGCGUGCCCCUCGUGCGCCAACUCCACCUCCACACGGCUCAUGUACACCCUGAUGUUGCUGCUGGUCAUGGUGGCCGCAUGCAUCACUCUGGCUCCUGGACUCAAAACAGAACUACAAAAAGUGCCUUUUUGUGCUAAUUCAACAGGAGUCGUACCGGCAAAUUUACAAGUAGAUUGUAAUAAUGCUGUUGGCUACCUUGCAGUUUAUAGAAUUUGUUUUGCGCUGUGCAUGUUCUUCAUUCUGAUGGCAUUGAUAAUGAUAGGUGUGAAGUCGUCCAAGGAUCCUCGUACUGGCAUACAAAAUGGUUUUUGGGGCAUCAAGUUCCUGGUGGUGAUCGGAGGUGUGAUCGGCGCGUUCUUCAUCCCCGAGGGCUCGUUCGCCUCCACGUGGAUGGUGUUCGGCAUGAUCGGUGGCUUCUGCUACAUCAUUAUACAACUCGUCUUGAUUAUUGAUUUUGCGCACUCAUGGGCGGAGAAAUGGGUCUCGAACUACGAGGAGUCGGAGUCGCGCGGGUGGUACGCGGCGCUGCUGCUCGCCAUGCUCACGUGCUUCACGCUCGCUCUCGCCGGCAUCGUGCUCUUGUUCCUCAACUUCACGCAGGCGCAGGAGGCCAGCUGCGGUCUGUCCAAGUUCUUCAUCUCGAUCAACCUGAUCCUGGUGGUGAUCGCGAGCGCGAUAUCCAUCCUGCCGGCGGUGCAGGAGCACAACCCGCACUCGGGCCUGCUGCAGUCCUCGGUCGUGUCGCUCUACGUCAUGUACCUCACCUGGUCGGCCUUGUCCAACUCGCCGGCUCCCUGCAACAGUCUCAUCGACCCUAACAAUGAUCGUAAAGAAGAUACUUACUGGGCGGCGUCGUUCGACAAGCAGGCCAUCAUCGGGAUGGUGAUCUGGGUGUGCAGCGUGCUGUACUCGUGCGUGCGCACCGCCUCCAACUCCUCCAAGAUCACCAUGUCCGAGCACAUCCUUGCCAAGGAAGGCACAGGGCAAGGAGGGCUCAUUGCUAACGAAGAGGGCGCGGGCGCGGACGGCGGCGAGGCCGGCCAGGCGAAGGUGUUCGACAACGAGGGCGACGGCGUGGCAUACAACUGGACCUUCUUCCACGUCGUGUUCGCGCUGGCCACCCUCUACUCCAUGAUGACGCUCACCAACUGGUUUAACCCGAGCUCGCAGCUCAUGAAAGUGAACGUGGCGUCCAUGUGGAUCAAGAUCUCCUCCUCGUGGCUCUGUGUCGGGAUCUAUAUAUGGACCAUGGUCGCGCCGGCUAUGUUCCCAGAUCGCGACUUCAGUUAAACUCCACCUAUUUGUAAUAUAUACUUAUAUGUUCUUAUUAUUUGAACGGUUACAAAUGCUAUUGAGAUGAAUACUUAUUUAGGGAUCUCAUCAACCAAACAAUAUUGCAAAUCCAAAAGCGUACAACUAACUUUAUUUCAUUAUGGGUUAUGUAAAAAACACAUCCAUAUUUUGUUUUUUUUUUAGUGUUAAAAGUAGGUACAUGGUACAUUGUGUAUUUACAAUAAAGAUUAAUUGAUAGUAAAUUGGAUAACUAAGAAGUCAGAAAGUGGCAACAAGUGUUCGGUGGCUCUAGAUUGAAAAUUUCUUGAAUGCCUGUUACAGAUAAUGUUUUUCACAGCGUGAAGAUUUUUCAGCCAAAUAAACAAUCACUUACGAUAAUAUAUGCCCCACGGUCGCCACGAUCUUGCACACAGCUGAACUGACAUACCAUAAACUUUAGAUACUUACUUAUUACCAGCAAUUUAUAUCACACAUGUAAAAUAUUAUUUGUCUAUAGUAUUACGAGUUGUAAUUUCCGGAAACCCGUGUUAUUCACUUUACAACUACCUAUUCGUAUUUUAGACAUACUUGUUCAUUUUCAUAUUAAUAUAAAGGCAUGUGUUCAGUUUGUGAUUGCGUUGGUUAGCGAGCAAUUCGUGAAAGGGAGAAGGGAAGCCGCUACAAAUGUUAGUAUGCGUAACUAUUUACUUUGUUAAGCUUUUUGUGGCCAGACUGCACGUCGGAUAGAUCAUGGCAAAUGCGACUUACGUGCUUUCUUCGCGUUUGAUUUUAGGUAGAUGCUGUUUAAUUUGGGAGGAGACGCAUUCGAUUUUCACAUAUUAUUAGGCUAUAAUAUCUAAUCAAUUUACUCCCAUUUAAAUUUAAUCUCGAUUUAAUACUUGUAGUACUAGCUAAAUGUUUGAAGUUCUGUGCUAUCCUAGUCACCUAAACUAUUUAAAUAAAACUCUGUAUCUAC